UUGUACAUACGCCUUGUGCUUGCGAGUCGGGCUGCUGACUGCGGAGGGAUAACUUUCGUACUUGCCGAGGGCCCACGAUUCUCCGUGUGCCCGCCGCUUCCGAGUGCUGCGCUGCGGCUCGGGCAACGGCCGGGGAGGAAUUGCUGGUGCCGCGUGGUUACGCAGCCGGGCCUGCUGGGCGCUUAAAGCAGCGCGUCCCGUCGGGCAGUAUCACUUUCGUAGAUUGUAAAGGAGCCUGAGGUGCAAACCCAUUUACAUUUCCGUACGGCGGUGUACUUGUCAGAGAGCUCAGUCGCACUGGCGGAGCUGGCACGGGGUUCCCUCGGGACUCCAGACUUGACUGUCUCGUUGAAAGGCUCCAGAGCCUGCUUGGGAAGCCACUUGGCAAGGCACAGCUUUGCCGUGGAUUUUGUACUUGAAUUCUGACUGUAAUGCCAAUGCCACGUCUUAGCCUUUCUCCAGCAGUUACAAAAGCAGAAUGAGCGUUAAGAAUCCGAUUACCUUUUAACUAAAUUCAAAACAAAGUUGCGGGAUGAAGUGACUGGAAGUCCUGCAAGUCUGACUGGGUGUUACUGCCGUGCAUGUUAUCCGCCUGUCUACCGAUCGUUCCUGCCUCGUGUUCUGCUGUGGUAAUUCCUCUGGAUUUGAGCAUCGAUGCCAUGGACGGAGCAGGAGAGCCUCAGCAGGACGUCGAGCACAAGCCGUUUAAACAACACUUGGAUAAAGCUGCCAAUUGUGUGACUCCAGAAGCAGAGAGACGCGAACUGGGGAAAGAAGAAGAAAAGGUGUUCGAUCCAAAUGCUUUGGAUGCCGAUCGCUGUGAAAGCUGUUACGGGGCAGAGUCAGAGGACAUUCGGUGCUGCAAUACUUGUGACGAUGUCAGAGAAGCAUACAGGCGACGAGGCUGGGCCUUCGAGAACCCGGAUAGCGUAGAGCAGUGCAAGAGGGAGGGAUUUAGCCAGAAAAUGGAAGAGCAGAAGAACGAGGGCUGCCGAGCGUACGGUUUCCUGGAGGUCAACAAGGUAGCUGGAAAUUUCCACUUUGCACCGGCAAAAAGUUUGAGCAGUCUCAUGUACACGGUGCUGCCACAUGGGUCUGGGAGAACAUGGAGGAGAAUGUGUCUGGGCAGUCUCUCGGCCUCACUUGUUCUACAAAACUUUGCUGCCCUGCUGUAAACAACCUCAGGUACGGUGUUGGGUCCAGGACCUGAAUAUCAGCAUCUCUGGAAGGGAUGUUUUGGAGAAAAGCUCUUGAGAAUUUCAAGGCAAUUCAGAACUUUCAGAGUAAAAUUUCAGUCGUGAAGGACUUUGACUUCCUCAAGUAUAUAUAAAUACACCGUGGCUGGAAUGACAGUGGUAGUUUACAGAAUCAUAGAAUGGUUUGUGCUGGAAGGGACCUUUAAAGGUGCCCUAGUCCAGCCCCCCUGCAUGAAGCAGGGGCAUCUUCAACUAGAUCGAUUUAAAGAAUCAUUCACCAAUAUUCGAGUGAGUGGAGGUUAUCUUUAGUCUUUAUUGGGGAUCGCUCCACCAAAGUCGUGCACCCCAAGGGGGUUUUUCAGUCCCCUCUUUAUACAAGCAACUCAGACCUAUUCAUUAACUUUCUGGGAAAUCGUUUACAUAUUCAUUACAAUGCCAGGAACUUAUUUACAUAAGCUAGUGACCAUGAUUUAAGUCCUUGUCUUUGCCACCUUUCAUAAACAACAGGAACUUGGGACCAGACAGCCUUUUUAAAGAUGACAAAUCCAAGGACUUCGCAAUUAGUACAUCCGUCGUGUUAGCAAUAAGGGUCCUUGGACGUUUCCCAGCUUUUAGAUAAACAUAAUUACAUCACCCUUUAGAUAACUGGCACAUCAUUCACCGUUCAUUCCCCCCUUUUCUAGUAACUUUUGCAAAUUCUUUUGCAACUACAAAAAAUCAUUAUGCCUUAUGAUCAUUCUUCGACAGCACCAAACAGAGCAUUGAAGUAAUACACAUAUUCCUAAAACUAUUACAAUAAGUAUUAUAAUAAAAGCAUAUUUUAACCAUUCCAAAUUGGGUAACCACGAAGUCAGUUUGUCCCAUAUAACUUUAAAACUCCACGAUAAAUCAUCUUUAGUAAUUUCAUGCAGGAUCUGCACCUUGUUCCAUAUCUCAUGGAUGUCUGUUUAAUCAUUCCAUCCAUCAGAUUGGGAACAAGUAUUUUGCCCUGGGUUUCCAGGACAUGCUCCUCCUGUCUUGUUCGAGCUUUCCAAUGACAGUUAUUAUCACUUUUCAUAAAUAUUGUGGUGGUUAGGCUUAAUAAUAUUUGUAAAUCAAAUCUGGGACCUAACUCAUAUAUUUUAUUAUCAAAUAGGCAAUAUCCUCCGCCGUAGUCUGGCUUUUUCCAAAAGUCUGGCCAGGUAGUCCAUUUGUCAUCGAGAUAAUUCCAGUUUUGGGAGGCCACCCCAUACAGGGGUGUUAUCAAGCCUCCUUUAGGAAGAGAGGUACGUAUCCAGCAUUCCUUAGCUUUCGUAGCAUUAACAAUCAUUUGCAAUGUUUGAAGACUGGUAUUGUUUACCCAUGCUUCAGUUUCUAAUAUUUCUACAACAGUUACAAUUAAGAUCAGAAUAACUUUACACAAAUGUCCCUGAUCCUUUUUGACAGUCCAUUGUGUCUCCGGAGAUAUCUUUACGAUCUAAAGAAACGUAGUCCCGUGGGUCCUGCCGGGGUGACAGCCCAUGAUUUCUCAGGAGCCUUCUUUAUCCAAGAGUAGUGAAUCCAGGCUGGUUAUUCUCUUAUCCUGACGGCAGUGAAGGUUGUCAGCAGCACCUGAUAGGGUCCUUCCCACUUCUCUUCCAAAGGUUGCCCUGACAAUGUCUUUAUAUACACAUAGUCACCAGAUUUAAAGGAACGGACUGGUUGAUCCAACCCUCUGGCCCUUGUUCCCAAUACUUGUUUAUUUAUAACUUUUAAUUCUCCCUGGAGGGUCUUCGCAUAUUCACACAAAUAUCCCUCCCCUAACUGCCUUAAAUCUUCCCUGGCAAAUUGUAACUGGUACGGUCUCCCAUACAAUACUUCAAAAGGGUUCAAAUUCUCCUUUGUUCUCGGUUUAGUUCGUAUUCUUAAUAAUGCCAAGGGAAGAGACUGUGGCCAAGUUAGAUUUGUCUCUUGUCCUAUUUUCACUAUCCGUUGUUUAAUUAAAUGGUUUAUUUUUCCACUUGCUUGAGGCCUGUAAGGGGUGUGUAAUUGCCAGUCUAUUCCCAGUACCGUACUCACUCGUAUUAUUUUGGCACAAAAAUGUGAGCCUCUAUCAGAAGAGAUUGUUGCUGGAACCCCAAAGUGGGGGAUGAUUUCAUUUAACAAUCCCUUCGUUACCUCUCUUGUUUUAUUUGUUCGACAAGGGAAAGUUUCUGGCCAACCUGAAAACGUAUCAGUCACAACGAAUAAAUACCGGUACCCCCCCUUUUCUUGGGAGUUCGGAAAAAUCAACUUGCCACUGUUGUCCUGGAUAAUUUCCUCUACUAAUGUUCCCUAGUUUUAUUCUGUUUGCUACAUUGGGAUUAUUACAUUGUUUUAUGACAGUAUAUAAGUUUCGCCCUAUCAGUUUCUGAUUUAGACUUUUAUAUAACAUACCAGCUCCCCAGUGAGUCGUCUUAUGUUCUGUUAGGGCUGUGGUCCAUAUUAAAUUGGAUGGCACCACUAUACAGCCAUCUGCCAAAUAAGCCCACUUAUUUAAUUUUAUUUUACCAUUCAUCUCCUGAAUUAGCUUUAGGUCUCCUUUAGAAUAGUUUGGCUCCUCAUCUGUACUUAAGAGUUUGGAUUUUACCUUCUGGUAUUAAGGAUAGUUCCUCCUUUCCUACUUUCUCUGCUGCUCAUCUAGCCUCAUGGUCAGCCAGGCGGUUUCCAAUUUCCAAAUCAGUGCCUCAAUGGGCCAUCUUACGUUCUUCCUUCCUGGAUGACCCUCUUAUAACAGCGGGGGCCAUUCCUCACAUCAGGGUCUGGCAUGGCACAUGUUCCCACCGCUCAACGCCUACUGGGUUGCAGCCAACAGCGGAGCUCAAGAUUCUUCUUGGUGGCAAACACAGAGGCCAACCCAGUCUUGCCCUUGACUAUGGUAGGAGGCACCUGACCAACCUUAUUCCUUGUACUUCGUUGUCAAUGCAGAGUUUCAUCUGCACAUCCCAUAACAAGUCACUGUCAUGGCAAAACACACAGAUUUACAUUAGUAGAACUGCUACAGAGUGUAUUUUAUUUCAGUUUUCAUGCCAAUAUCCCCCACAGCCCUGCUGAGCAAGGGAUAUUGUUUUACCUGAACUAGGCAGGCCUUCCCUUAUCAUUUUUACUGUAACAGGGAAAGCAUUUUUUUUUGCCUUACCUGGAAUUUAUUUCCAGAUUUACCUGGUUAAAGAUUUCUUUUACUUCACGGAGGUCCUCUUUUCCACUUUUCUGUUGAAUUAAAGAUAAGCUCAAGAUUUCAAUCACUUGAUCAUUUUAAACUUUUGGUUUCAUUUCUCCUUUUUUAAAUGUCUAGAUGUUCUAAUAAAUCUCAUCCCAACAAAGAUUUUGGUGAA
Molecule: messenger RNA, 4528 nt
Organism: Falco peregrinus (peregrine falcon)
Lineage: Eukaryota; Metazoa; Chordata; Aves; Falconiformes; Falconidae
Product: endoplasmic reticulum-Golgi intermediate compartment protein 3-like
Exons: 6
Coding region: 582-1175 (197 amino acids)
Biological process (GO): endoplasmic reticulum to Golgi vesicle-mediated transport; retrograde vesicle-mediated transport, Golgi to endoplasmic reticulum
Cellular component (GO): endoplasmic reticulum membrane; endoplasmic reticulum; Golgi membrane
Source: RefSeq, a predicted model, not a curated record